AUGACCCCCGGCAACAACCACAACAGGCCCCGAGCUUCACGCUGCGGUCAGACGACCCUCCAGAGAACUCAACGUGCGGCAAUAUUGCAAGGCGCCGAAGUGAGCGCCGGCAGCCCCACAGCCGUGGGACGCGGCAUCGUCUCACGGUUCUACCCGCUGGUCCUGACGCUUUCCCAGUUCACCAGCAGGGCGUUUGGCAUCGAUCUCUUCGAUUCCACGGGAAGUCAGCAUGACGGCCAUCAGCCGACGCGCUCAAAGCUGUCGCGCUUCCUCGUCGCAAUCCCGGAUCAGGAGCAGGCCGUCUCGUUGCGACCAGACGCCACGACUGCGACCGGCCAGGGCACCUCGUCGCCACCGGAGCGACGGGAGCCCGCUCUCCAGGUGGUCCAUCGAGCCCAACUCUCGAUAGUGCGGGCCCUCGCCCGCGAUGCGCCGCCGACCUCCCGCAAGACCAAUGUGCUGACGCUCGGGUACAGCAAGCCAGACGAACGCAGCGAUACCUUCCACGCCCUCGCUGCCGGCCAGAUGGGGCUGGCCAACCACUUUCCCAACACGCUCGUCACGACCAUCAUCACCGCUCCCGAAUGGUCCUACCUCCUGGAUCGCAUCGGCGACGACCACUUCCACAGACUCCUCUCCACCACCGCCGUCUACGCACCGCUCCUGGACCACGAGGCCGAUGGCAGCUGUUACGUGCAGAUGUGCGGUCAGCCGCUGUCGGAGAUGCAGGAGUUGGUGCCGCCUCUGCCGGUCGCUCCGCAGCAACACACCAUGUUGGCUCCCUCGCUGCCACUCAAGUCCGCAUCGCGCAAGCGGAAGCGCAAGGGUGGCCGCGUCGAUGCGAUCGAGGCCGGAGGUGAGCAGCCGGCGGUGGGACCGUCGAUCCGACCGCCGACCAAGGCGGCCGACGUCAGCCGUCCGCGCAGCCUCGCUCGGAUCGCAUCGAUGCCUUCGGCUGCACCCGCGGCACCCGUGCCGUCGCACCAUGCUUCAAAUCAAGACGGCAGCAAACGAUCACAGGUCGUGCGCAGCCACUCCCAGAUAGCCUUUGUCCGCAGCAGGAUCUUCUACGCCAGGCCCAUUCGCGGCAGGAAGGCCAAGGUGGAGCUUGGCUUGCCCUUUGUCCACGUCUUCAAUCGAUCUGCCAAUCCAUCGGAGCUGUCCAAGCUGCUGCGUUCCUCGCAGUCGCUGCGGGCACCCUCGUGCUACCCGGGCGACCCCAAGCCGGAUCAGACGUUCGCCGCCAAGAGGGCGCGCCACGUGCUCAAGUACAUCUUCCCGCGGCAGUUUGGUCUUGACAAUGUCUUCACCACGCCCAAGGACAGCCGGGUCACUUCGCAGCCCCUCAACGACUAUACCACGCGCGAAACCGAGCUGCGCUCCAGGGGCCCUGCAAAGACGCCCAACCGAUUGCGCCAGGCGCUGCCGCUCGUUGCCCUCAUGAUCCGUCGGCAUGACAAGCUGGACUACAAGAAGUUGCUCGACCGCUGCUGCCCGAGCCGGUUGCCGAGAAGACGUCUGACCGUAGCCGAGAAAGAGAGGAUCGCCAACGAUCUGACCGAGCAGCCCAUCCCAGAGUCGCUGCCUCGGGCGGCCUCCACGCCGAACCGCUCUGGCCCUGAUCGCGACGGUGUCGGCGCUUUGCUCGACGGACUGGGCAAGCGAAAGAGGCCUCACACCACCGACAGCGGCGCCGCGCUCUCUCCAAAGGCCACGGCAAGGCAAGAGCAGAAGCCUCGAUUCGCAGCGUACGCGGUUCCCGCCACUGGCCAAGUCGUGCACUUUGUCACCACCGUUGUCCGCCGGCUGGUGCCUCUGGAUCUGUUUGGCUCUCAACACAAUCAGGGACUGGUUCUGAAGAGCAUAUCGCAGUUUGUACGGGCUAGACGCUUCGAGACGUCGACGCUGCACCAGGCCAUGCAGGGCCUCCGGGUCACCGACGUCGACUGGACGCUUCCGCCGGGCAAGGCGGCACGCUGGCAGCGUCCCACGGCCUCGGAAUCGGCCAAGCGGCGUGAGCUGCUGUCCGAAUUCGUCUACUGGCUCUUUGACUCGCUGCUCAUCCCGCUGCUGCGCACGACUUUCUACGCGACCGAGACGGCGGCGUACCGCAACAGGGUCCUCUACUUCCGGCAGGACGACUGGCAUGCCAUCAGCCGACCCUUGCUCGACAAGCUCAAGACGACGGUCUUCGAGCCCCUCUCCCGGUCCGAGGCGCUCGCCGUCAUGUCGAGCCGCAAGCUGGGCUACUCGCACAUCCGCCUUCUGCCAAAGGAGACGGGCGUGCGACCCAUUGUUAACCUGCGACGACGCUCGACGCGGCGGGAGACGGGCACAGGCGCCGACCUGUUGAAGCGCAAAAGGGAGUCCGAGAAGCUGGGUCAGUCCAUCAACUUUAUCCUCCAGUCGGCCUUCCACAUUCUCACCUACGAGAAGAAGCGCUGCACCGCGACGGAUUCACUCGGUGCCUCUGUCUUUGGCCCAAACGAGAUCUAUGUCCAGCUGAAGCGCUUCCGGCAGGAGCUCGAGAAGACGCCCGGCCAGAGGCUUGCGAAGGGCGCCAAACGCAGGCUGUACUUUGUCAAGUGCGACGUCAAGUGUGCCUUUGACAGCAUCGACCAGGACCGGCUGGUGGAGAUCAUUCAGGACAUCCUGAGCGAAAAAGACGGCUACCUGAUCCACCGCUUUGCCAAGGUCAUGCCGUCUUCAUCGUCGUCCUCGGCUGCGGGCGCGUCGACCAAGCGCGCGUUUGUCAAGCUGGCGCAGCCCGACAGUUCGCAGCGCCUCUUCAUCGACCUGGCGGCCGAACUCGCGGCGGCGCUGCACCACGUCGUCUUUGUCGAUUCCGUCGUGUACCGGCACGAGGAGCGGUCGCGCAUCCUCAACCUGCUCCGGCAGCACGUCAUGGGCAACCUGGUCAAGAUCUCGGGCGACUUCUACCGUCAAAAGGUCGGCAUCCCGCAGGGUUCCUCGCUCUCGACGAUGCUCUGCUCGUUCUUCUACGCUCACCUCGAGCGGACCAAGCUGGGCUUCGUCCGGGAGAGGGGCAGCCUGCUGAUGCGCUACACCGACGACUUCCUCUUUGUCACGACGAGCAAGCGCAAGGCCAAGACGUUCUACAGCGUCAUGCAUGACGGUCACGAGGAGUAUGGCUGCUUCAUCGCCAAGGAAAAGACGUUGGUCAACUUUGAUCUGCGGCAGAAGGACGAGGGCGGCAAGCCGCUCGUCGAGAGGUGCACGGGCAGGGGAUUCCCGUGGUGCGGCGUCCUGCUCGACACGAGCACGCUCGCCGUUGAGCCCGACCUUGAGCGGUACCGCAACAUCGACAUGCGCGAUACGCUCACCGUCGAAGCCUCUCGACGACCCGGCCUGGCUCUCAUCGAGAAGCUCUUCCAGUCCAUCAAGAGCCGGUGCCACAUCCUGUACACCGACACGGCGCUCAACUCGCAGGCGGGCGUCUACCGCAGCCUGUAUUCGGCCUUUGUCAUCGCAGCGCUCAAGUACGAGGCCUACCUGGCCGAACUCAAGACGCUCGGCAUCUCGUUUGCGCCCAGGUUCCUCAUCCAUGCGAUCCAGCAAGUCGUUCGACUUACGAAUACGGCCGUGGCCAGGAGGGCGGCGGCGGCUAAGAAGCUGCACAAGCACGCGCGCUGCAUUGUCGCUGCAGACUGGAUAGGGUGGCUGGGCCACCAUGCCUUCCUGCGCGUCCUGACGACUCGACACUUUCGCGACCCGACGCGGCGCCAGCGUCUCAACGACACAGAGGCACAGGUGGUACACCACCUCCUGGCCGCGACGAGCCGGCCGAGCCUGGCGCAGACGGCGCGUCUCAAACUGGCCAACCAGGCGUGGAGCAAAGCCGUCCGCGAACUCGGUUGGGCCUAG
This is a messenger RNA of Pseudozyma flocculosa PF-1, 3885 nucleotides long. RefSeq lists its product as uncharacterized. The coding region runs from base 1 to 3885 and encodes 1294 amino acids. The record is from RefSeq and is a predicted model, not a curated record. Gene Ontology annotation, cellular component: telomerase catalytic core complex. Gene Ontology annotation, molecular function: telomeric repeat DNA binding; telomerase RNA binding. The transcript has 8 exons. Gene Ontology annotation, biological process: telomere maintenance via telomerase. Lineage: Eukaryota; Fungi; Basidiomycota; Ustilaginomycetes; Ustilaginales; Ustilaginaceae.